GCUGGCGCUCAGUGGCGGGGGGAGAGGCACACACGCAGACGGGCAAGCAAACGCGCGCGCUGCUGGAGGGAGGGGAGCAGGAGGGAGGUGGCCGCGGAAGCGCUGUCCGGGGUCCUGAAGCGGGGACUGAGCGAGGGGUGCUCUACCUGCCGCCGCUUGGGUGCAUGGGGAAGUGAACCAUCCCAAGUGCCACGAGCAAGGGGAAGGGCGAGAGGCGAAUCUCACCCGGGGAAGCUCCUGCCACUGUCCUUUUCCAGCACCACCUCGGACAGGCAGCCGGUCCAAAGUGCCACCGAACAUACUAUGGAACAGGAGAAAUAUUUACCCGAGCUGAUGGCAGAGAAAGAUACCUUGGAUUCCUCCUUUGUUCAUGCGAUGCGCCUUUUGGCUGAAGAAAUUGAAAAGUUCCAGAGUUCUGAUGAGAAAAAGGAGGAUGAAGAGAAAAAAUACCUUGAUGUCAUCAGCAACAAAAAUAUAAAGCUGUCAGAAAGAGUAUUGAUUCCUGUCAAACAGUAUCCAAAGUUUAAUUUUGUGGGCAAAUUGCUUGGACCAAGAGGAAAUUCCUUGAAAAGGUUACAAGAGGAAACAGGUGCAAAAAUGUCAAUCCUGGGGAAGGGUUCUAUGAGAGACAAAGCCAAGGAAGAAGAACUAAGGAAGAGUGGGGAAGCCAAAUACGCACACUUGAGUGAUGAACUACAUGUAUUAAUUGAAGUGUUUGCCCCACCCGGGGAAGCUUAUUCACGGAUGAGUCACGCCUUGGAAGAAAUUAAAAAAUUCCUCGUUCCAGACUAUAAUGAUGAAAUCCGUCAAGAGCAAUUGAGAGAAUUAUCAUAUCUAAAUGGUUCAGAAGAGUCAGCUCGUGGACGAGCCAUACGGGGAAGAGGGAUCCGGGUUCCUCCUGCAGCUCCUUCAAGGGGUCCGUGGGAGUGCAAUUCCUCCUCCACCACCACCUGGACGAGGAGCUCAAGUACCAAGAGGAACGCCUGCGACGCGUGGAGUACUCCCAGUCCCCUCUGUAGCCAGGGGAGUCCAACCCUCGAGCAAGAUGAGUCCCAGCAGUCCCAGGUUACAGGCCACCCCCUCCGCCAGCACAUGAACCCUACGAAGAAUAUGGAUAUGAUGAUGGAUAUGGGGGUGAAUAUGACGAACCAAUUUAUGAGGACUAUGAUAAUAGCUAUACCACACAAACACAGAGUCUGCCUGAAUAUUAUGACUAUGGUCAUGGAACAAGUGAAGAUGCUUAUGACAGCUACGCACAAGAAGAGUGGGCCAUAAGCCGUCCCAGCCUAAAGGCACCACCUUCCAGGUCAACCAGAGGGGGUUACAGGGAACACCCCUAUGGUAGAUAUUGAAGGUCCUCCUCAUCUGUGACCUCAACCUUAAAGACAAUUAAUAACCCGUGAUCUCCACAUAAACGGCAACAAGACAAGUAAUAGCCCAUUUCUUUUCUAUCCUAGGAAUUACUGCUUAUGAUUACUCUAUAUACUUCUUGUGUUUACACAAUGGAGUGACACUGGCAUUAGUACUAUUUUAUAACAUGGACUAUAAAAGACCGUUGGCAAGCAUUGGCUAAACCAUUCAGCAAGAUGAUGUUUUCUUGGUUGUUCCUCACUGUUGUGUGUAAUUUUAAAGCAAAACAGGAAAAAUAAGCAUGAAGCUGCAUCUAUUUCCCUCCACAUCCCUCUCCCCUGCCCGGUACUACUAAGGUCAAUUUUUUUAUUUAGGGUUGCUAAAAAUGUAAUAUGACUUUUUUGAACCAGAUGAUAAUCAAGAUGUAGAUAAGAUGUUUUAACCUGUCUUUUUAAUAUAUGUCAGUUAGAUUUAAGAUGUUCAAUAUUAAGUUUGUAAAUUUCAUUUUAAAUGCUGUUUUAAUGGGGUUGACAACAAGCAGCUACUGUAUGUAUGUAGCUAACUGAAUUUGUCCAGUGUUUUAACCUGUAUUUGUUUUGCUUUUUUAUUUUAAAAAAAAUCACAUAAAGUUCCAUGUGUAAAGCUUCUCUAAAUAGGAAACCAUAAUUUUGUCAAAUAUGUUUGCCAUAAUUUGUCAAUAAAGCUGAAACCUUUUGUAAGAAACUAAA
Messenger RNA from Lacerta agilis (Sand lizard), 2078 nucleotides. RefSeq names its product KH RNA binding domain containing, signal transduction associated 2 (gene KHDRBS2). The transcript is spliced from 9 exons. Bases 304 to 1275 code for a protein of 323 amino acids. Gene Ontology annotation, cellular component: nucleus. NCBI's taxonomy places the organism in Eukaryota, Metazoa, Chordata, Lepidosauria, Squamata, Lacertidae. The record is from RefSeq and is a predicted model, not a curated record. Gene Ontology annotation, molecular function: poly(A) binding; mRNA binding. Gene Ontology annotation, biological process: regulation of alternative mRNA splicing, via spliceosome.